AACAAGUCAGGGAUUACACAAUGUUAGCUAACUUUGCUUCUCUCUACCGUUUGUCCACUGUUGGUGGUGCUGCCGCCCGUACCACUUUACGUACCGCCGCUUUAAGAUCUGCUUACCCAUCUUUGGUCAGAUCCUAUGCUGCCUUCAACCGUUCUAAACCCCACGUUAACAUUGGUACCAUUGGUCACGUUGAUCAUGGUAAAACCACUUUAACUGCUGCCAUCACCAAGGUUCUUUCCGAAAAAGGUGGUGCCAGUUUCAUGGAUUAUGGUUCCAUUGAUCGUGCCCCUGAAGAAAGAGCUAGAGGUAUCACCAUUUCUACUGCCCACGUCGAAUACGAAACUGACAACAGACAUUAUGCCCACGUUGACUGUCCAGGUCACGCUGAUUAUAUUAAGAACAUGAUUACCGGUGCCGCCCAAAUGGACGGUGCUAUUAUCGUUGUUGCAGCUUCUGAUGGUUCCAUGCCUCAAACCAGAGAACACUUGUUAUUGGCUAGACAAGUUGGUGUCCAACAAUUGGUUGUCUUUGUUAACAAGGUUGAUAUGAUUGACGAUCCAGAAAUGUUGGAAUUAGUUGAAAUGGAAAUGAGAGAAUUAUUGAGUCAAUACGGUUUCGAUGGUGACAACACCCCAGUUGUCAUGGGUUCUGCUUUAUGUGCUUUAGAAGGUAAGAAGCCAGAAAUUGGUUCCGAAGCUAUCAUGAAAUUGUUGGAUGCUGUUGACGAAUGGAUCCCAACCCCAGUCCGUGACUUGGAACAACCAUUCCUUAUGCCUGUUGAAGAUGUCUUUUCCAUUUCUGGUAGAGGUACCGUUGUCACCGGUAGAGUUGAACGUGGUACUUUAAAGAAGGGUGAAGAAGUCGAAAUUGUCGGUAACUUUGACAAGCAAUUCAAGGCCACUGUUACUGGUAUUGAAAUGUUCAAGAAGGAAUUAGACCAAGCUAUGGCUGGUGACAACUGUGGUAUCUUAUUGAGAGGUGUCAAGAGAGAUGAAGUCAACAGAGGUAUGGUUUUAGCUAAGCCAAACACCGCCAAGGCUCACACCAAGUUCUUAGCCUCCUUGUAUAUCUUAUCUACUGAAGAAGGUGGUCGUCACUCCCCAUUCGGUGAAAACUAUAAGCCACAAGCUUUCUUCAGAACCACCGAUGUUACUUGUGCCUUCAAGUUCCCUCCAGGUGAAGGUGUUGACCAUUCUCAACAAGUUAUGCCUGGUGACAACAUUGAAAUGGUUGGUGAAUUAUUCAAGAAGACCCCAAUUGAAGUUAACCAACGUUUCAACAUCAGAGAAGGUGGUAAGACUGUCGGUACUGGUUUAAUCACCAGAAUCCUUGAAUAAACAAGACGUACAUAGUUAAUUAUUCCAUUAUAUGGACUGUACAUAGUGAAUUUAUGUUGUUUUCUU
Spathaspora passalidarum NRRL Y-27907 is the source of this 1403-nucleotide messenger RNA. RefSeq names its product translation elongation factor Tu (gene TUF1). Gene Ontology annotation, molecular function: GTPase activity; GTP binding; translation elongation factor activity. The record is from RefSeq and is a predicted model, not a curated record. Gene Ontology annotation, cellular component: mitochondrion. Gene Ontology annotation, biological process: mitochondrial translational elongation. The transcript has a single exon. Lineage: Eukaryota; Fungi; Ascomycota; Pichiomycetes; Serinales; Debaryomycetaceae. Bases 21 to 1337 code for a protein of 438 amino acids.